UCCAUCUAUAACUACCUCUAACUUUGUCAUAACCUCUAUAUAUUUGUUUUAAAUCACAUCUUGCUGGAUUUGUCGACCGCUGGGAACCGAUUGGUUGUCCAAGUUGUCCGAACUGAACCCUGACUCUGCUCUCUCGCCUGGUGCAUUGUGGCCUGUGUGCGAAAGGAAGCUGCGGCACCGGAAUCUGAAGAAUUUGAGGUGUCCGCCAAGUCUACUGUUCAUCAGCAGCUUGUAUUUCCGCUCCCCUUUCCUCCAUCUUCACCAUCCUCUCAGCGGGCAGACCAUUGAUCAAGGAGAAAAAAAUGUCUCAGGCUGACAAAAUGAAGCAGGGACAGUUCACCAACCCUGAGACCCCAGGGUACGUUGGAUUCGCCAACCUUCCAAAUCAGGUUCACCGCAAGUCGGUGAAAAAAGGUUUUGAGUUCACACUUAUGGUUGUAGGUGAGUCUGGACUUGGAAAGUCCACCUUGAUUAACAGCCUUUUCCUGACCGACCUUUACCCUGAGAGAGUCAUCCCAGGAGCAGCAGAAAAGAUAGAAAGGACGGUUCAGAUCGAGGCGUCAACAGUAGAAAUCGAGGAGAGGGGGGUGAAGCUUCGCCUCACGGUUGUGGACACACCAGGUUAUGGAGACGCCAUCAACAGCCAAGACUGUUUCAGCACCAUUAUCAGUUACAUUGAUGACCAGUUUGAGCGUUACCUCCACGAUGAAAGCGGGCUAAAUCGUAGGCACAUCGUUGACAACAGAGUUCACUGCUGCUUUUACUUCAUCUCCCCUCUUGGCCACGGCCUGAAACCUCUCGAUGUCCAGUUCAUGAAGGCCAUUCACAACAAGGUCAAUGUGGUUCCCGUCAUCGCCAAGGCCGACACACUUACCCUCAGAGAGAGGGAGAGGCUCAAGCGAAGGAUUCUCGAUGAGAUUGAUGAGCAUGGCAUCAAGAUCUACCACCUUCCUGAUGCUGAGUCGGAUGAAGAUGAAGACUUCAAAGAGCAGACCAGGAUUCUAAAGGCCAGCAUCCCAUUUGCAGUGGUAGGAUCCAACCAGCAGAUUGAAGCCAAAGGGAAAAAGGUCAGGGGCCGCCUGUACCCGUGGGGAGUGGUGGAAGUGGAAAACCCAGAACACAACGACUUCCUCAAGCUGCGUACUAUGCUGAUAACCCACAUGCAGGAUCUACAGGAAGUAACCCAGGACCUGCACUACGAGAACUUCCGCUCAGACCGCCUCAAACGGGGUGGCAGGUUGUCCUCCCAUGGUUACAUUCUGCCUCUGUCUCCUGCGAAGGCCCCGGAGCCAGAGGAAAUGGACAAGGAUAUGAUCCUACAGGAGAAGGAGGCUGAGCUGAGACGAAUGCAAGAGAUGAUUGCCAAGAUGCAGGCUCAGAUGCAGAAGGGAGGGGAAGGAGAGGGUGUUUGAGCCUCUGAUGAAGUUUGACCAGAGCCCGCAGGGGUGUAAAACCGUCUGGUUAUUAACCCUUACUGCUUGCCACUAUUUUUAUUUCAGCUUCAUGUGGAAUCUGAAGUCAUGUUUUUUGUUUUUUACAUCCACUUAAAUAUAUUUACACAGUGUUUAUUUUAUUACAUAUAACGGUUCUUUUCUUUGUUUGUCUUUUCAAGAAAAAGCAAACCAUUGCCAGCUGAUCAAAUGAAGUCAUGUGACCCGUUUAUUAUUGGAAUAAUCUGUUAUUAGUUUAUUUCCUUUUUUCUCUGUUCAGAAAACCAAAGUUUUGCUGCUUAUAUUCAUUUUUUUAUAUAGUCUGUGAAAAACUUCCAUUGGGAGAAACAACUCUGAUGAGAUCUUGUAGCACAAGCAAAACAUAUAUAAUUUUCUUACAAAAGCUCUCCAUUAAAAAAGGGUUAUUCUGCGAUGUUAUUGUUACCCAGCUCAUUUACAUGAAUCUUUCUGAUUUAAAGUGAACAAAUUAGUGUCUCAUUCUCACAUCAGUGUUGCUGUGUAAAACUGCCUUUCAGUGUGGUUAAGCUCUGAAUUUAAACUGUGACCCCUAACCUCUUUCAGUCUUCCUGUACGCCUGAUAAACGAAGGGCGAGUGAGGCGUGUUCGGUGCUUUCAGUUAACCAGGUGCAUUUAUUCCACCUAUCCUCUCUGCUGUAAAAUGAAGUCGUGAUGGGAGCAGUGAUAAAAGUUUUAUUUGGACUCAUGUAGUGAGAUUUAAUGGGAGUAAACUGUUACAUGUACCAAUGCUUGAGUUCUUUGUGGUGUCUGUGGCCACACUGGAUGACCCAAUGAGGUUGGUGUAGCCAACGUUCCCCUCACCAGCCAAGAUGCGAGUUCUUGACAUUCCUCUUUGUGCUGUUUUUACCCAAGAUUGAAGUACCAAAUAUUGUUUUUAAUGCAUUUAUUGUUAUACAAACGUUUUAUUAAACUUCAGCAAUCUCA
Molecule: messenger RNA, 2393 nt
Organism: Melanotaenia boesemani (Boeseman's rainbowfish)
Lineage: Eukaryota; Metazoa; Chordata; Actinopteri; Atheriniformes; Melanotaeniidae
Gene: septin2
Product: septin 2
Exons: 13
Coding region: 303-1412 (369 amino acids)
Biological process (GO): cytoskeleton-dependent cytokinesis; regulation of exocytosis; cell division
Cellular component (GO): septin complex; cell division site; microtubule cytoskeleton
Molecular function (GO): molecular adaptor activity; GTP binding; GTPase activity
Source: RefSeq, a predicted model, not a curated record